AUGGCUGAACACCAAGAAGAUAUUGCCGACCGAACUACAACGACCGUGAUACAAGACAAGGAUGAGGAAAAAUAUGCUGCCGCUGUGGAUACCCUGAAGGGCGCUCAAAGAGCAACGGACGAUGAACACGGCAUGACCCUGCGAGAGGGUAUUCGCAAAUAUCCUAAUGCCGUGUUCUGGUCCGUAUUAUUCUCGAUGGCGCUUAUAAUGGAGGGAUUCGACCACGCAUUCGUCAGCGGCUUCUUCGCAUUCCCAGCCUUCCAGAAACGAUAUGGUACACUACAAAGCGAUGGAUCCUACCAGAUCCCCGCCACUCUCCAGUCUGGUAUAAGCAAUGGUGUCAAUGCCGGAGAAAUUAUUGGUCUGUUGAUCAAUGGUCUCGUGGCUGACUGGAUCGGCUACCGGUGGGUCAUGAUGGUCUGUCUUACCCUCAUGACUGCUUUUAUCUUCCUUCAAUUCUUUGCCACCAGUAUCUAUAUGUACAUGGGCGCAGAGAUCUUGUUGGGAGUACCAUGGGGUGUCUUCCAGACCCUGUCUACCACAUACGCCGCCGAAGUGUGCCCUAAUGUCUUGCGACCAUACCUCACAAUGCUGGUUUCGCUAUGCUGGAGCAUCGGUUACCUUCUGGGUACCGGUGUUCUUCGUGCUUUUCUAUCAUCGACUGGGCAGUGGGCUUACCGGAUCCCAUUUGCUCUUCAAUGGGCCCUGCCUCUCCCACUUGCGAUCGGAAUUUUCUUCGCCCCCGAGUCACCAUGGUGGCUUAUGCGCAAAGGUCGUAUUGAGGAUGUGCGUAAAGCCCUAUACCGCCUGCGGGCUAAGGAUAGCUCGGAAGCUGAAGUCGAAGACACAAUUGCGAUGAUGGAGCACACCAUCAAGAUCGAGAAUGAAAUGAAGGCAUCGAGCACCUACUGGGAUCUCUUCAAGGGUGAGAACCUGCGACGCACUGAGAUCACCGUCUUCGUCUAUCUCAUUCAAGAACUCUGCGCUCCCUUGGUUUCUUACAUUGUGUACUUCUUGGAGCAAGCUGGUCUUGCCUCCGCCGCUUCGUUCGACUUCGGUAUGGGGGAGUACGCUUUGGCUAUCAUCGGUGUUUUCAUCGCAUGGUUCCUAGUCCCCAAGGUUGGCCGCCGCACGUUGUUAUUGUCUGGCACGGGAUUCUUGACCUUGACUACAUUCCUCAUCGGCUUUUUAGGUAUUCCGAGCAUCUCUACCCACCCUAACAUCGGCUAUGGAAUUGGUAGCAUCCUCUUGAUUCAAUAUUUUGUUCUUUUCAUCACCAUCGGUCCCAUUAUCUAUACGAUCGUGACUGAAAUCCCCUCCAACUUCCUUCGCACCAAGAGCGUCGCUCUCGCGCGUGCGGUAUAUAACAUUGGUGUUCUUGUCUAUGGCCAGCUUGUUCCGCAUAUGGUUCAAAAAGCGGCUUGGGACUGGGGAGCCAAGAGUGGAUUUUUCUGUGGAGGCAUCAUGGCCAUCGGUUUCGUUUGGGCCUAUUUCCGUCUUCCUGAGACCAAGAACCGAACUUUUGCUGAGAUGGAUAUUAUGUUCAAGAACAAGGUCCCUGCUAGGGAGUUCAAAAAGACCAAGGUGGAUCUCGCAUCUGAGACUGUGUCGCAAGAGUGA
Molecule: messenger RNA, 1620 nt
Organism: Penicillium verhagenii
Lineage: Eukaryota; Fungi; Ascomycota; Eurotiomycetes; Eurotiales; Aspergillaceae
Product: putative MFS alpha-glucoside transporter
Exons: 1
Coding region: 1-1620 (539 amino acids)
Biological process (GO): carbohydrate transport; transmembrane transport
Cellular component (GO): membrane
Molecular function (GO): carbohydrate:proton symporter activity
Source: RefSeq, a predicted model, not a curated record